Molecule: messenger RNA, 2382 nt
Organism: Frieseomelitta varia
Lineage: Eukaryota; Metazoa; Arthropoda; Insecta; Hymenoptera; Apidae
Product: pseudouridine-metabolizing bifunctional protein C1861.05
Exons: 9
Coding region: 261-2348 (695 amino acids)
Molecular function (GO): pseudouridylate synthase activity
Source: RefSeq, a predicted model, not a curated record
AAUAUAAAGUCGAUAGAUCGAAGAUAUGUGUUAUCGAGAUUUACGUUAAAUUAACUUUUUGAUACAUUCAUUAUUUCAAAUUUUAUCAGAAUUAUAAGAGAAAAAGAAUUUUUAGAGGUUAAUGACGCAUUUAUAACCUGUGGAUAAUAUUAUAUUAUCAAUGUUCAACGCCCUGUUGUCAAUAUUCGUUUCAUUUUAUCAUCAAAUGACAAAUAACAAGUAUCCGAAUGUUAGUAUAGUAUUUAUACAUACCUAAAAACAUGAAAAUGCAGUGGAUGAAUUUUCGAAGAUUUCUUGAAGCAGUGAAAAGAAUUAAUUCAUUAAAUAAGCGUCAAGUUAGCAUUAAUUGCAAGACUGUUGUUUGUAGUUCUGAUGUAGAACUGGCUAAGAAAAAUGGAUUACCAAUUGUGGCCUUGGAAUCCACAAUUAUUACUCAUGGAAUGCCUUAUCCUGAUAAUUUGAAGACAGCCAUUCAAGUGCAAAAUGUUGUCAGAAAGAAAGGUGCUGUACCUGCAACUAUAGGAAUUUUAAGUGGACAGAUACAUGUUGGUUUAAACAAUGAACAACUGCAAACACUAGCUAAAUCAGAUUCUAUUAAAACUAUUAAAUGUUCACGCAGAGAUAUAUCAACAGUUGUUGCUCAAAAACUAAAUGGAGGAACAACUGUUAGUGCAACAAUGUUAAUAGCAAAUUUAUUAGAUUUGCCCAUAAUGGCAACAGGCGGUAUUGGUGGUGUCCACCGUGGAGCAGAACAGACUUUUGAUAUUAGUACUGAUUUAGUAGAGCUUGGACAUACCCCUGUAGCUGUUGUUUGUUCUGGUGUUAAAUCUAUAUUAGAUAUUGAAAAGACAUUAGAAUAUUUGGAAACACAAGGAGUUCCAGUUGUAAAAAUUGGUAAAACAGACUAUUUCCCUGCAUUUUACUGCACUGAAACAUUUCAGAAAAUAAAAGUGCCACAUACUGUAUCAAAUUCACAAGAGGCAGCAAAGAUUCUUAAAGCGCAAAGAGAAUUAGGUCUUCAAACAGGAUUAUUGUUUGCUGUCUCUAUUCCUGGAGAAUAUGCAUUAGAUUCUAAAGAAAUGGAAUUAGCCAUAUGUAAUGCUUUAGAAAGUGCAAAGAGUAAAAAUAUAAGUGGAAAGAAUGUCACACCAUUUUUGCUAGAAGAAAUAAAUAAAAUUACGCAUGGUCAAUCUCUUCGAGCUAACAUGGCACUCAUAGAAAAUAAUGCAAGUAUAGCAGCAGAAAUUGCAAUGAAUUUGGCCAAAAAAUGUUCCCAAAGUUCUCUCAACAAUAAUGCGUUCAAAUGCACUCUGGCAGCAGAAAGAAAUCCAAUUGUAAUUGGCGGCGCUAUAAUGGAUACCACGUUGCAAGUGAAGGAAUCUGAGAUAAAAGACGAUGGUAGAACGCAUGCCGGAAGAAGCCGAGAAAGUUGCGGCGGGGUCGGACGAAAUAUCGCCAACGCCUUGAUCAGCCUUGGUCUGAACGCUACGCGGUUAAUAUCUGUCGUUGGUAACGACCAGCCUGGGAAAGCUAUAAUUAAAAGUCUAGGAGAUGGUGCCCAGACCGUCGAGCAGCUGUCAAAUAUGAACACAGCUAGGUGUACCGUAAUCAUCAAUUACAAGGGAGAAUGUCAAUUUUCAAUCGGUGAAAUGGAAAUAUUUGCUAGUAUCAGUCCAGAUGUGGUGAAGAAAUACCAAUCGUGCGUGGAAAACUCGAGCUUCAUUGUUCUCGAUGGCAAUCUACCGCUGAACACGAUACGAUAUGUAUUGGAUCUUGCAGUAUGCUCAAAAAUUCCAGUUUGGUAUGAACCUACAGAUGUGAACAAAGCAACAAGAGUAUUUGAAACAAAAUCACAAUGGCAAAAUGUUUUACAUUUUAUAUCACCAAAUAGAAAUGAACUGUCAGUUAUUGGGAAAUAUCUUGGCAUACCAGUACCUGACAACAAAUUAUUUAUGGAUUUAGAAGAAGUAAAAGCAAUUGCAGAGCAAAUAGCUGAAUUUAUCCCAGUGGUUAUAAGUACAUUAGGAUCACAUGGAGUAUUGGUCGCUCGUAAAGCCUUCGGAAAUGAUCCCUUUUAUGAUACAGAAGGAAGAUUGGUUGCUCACACUAUGAUAACAUCUCGCUUAUAUCCUCCCUCAUCUUUUAUUUCUGAUGAUCCAAAUGAAACAUUCAAUGUGAGUGGUUGUGGUGAUUGCCUUACUGCUGGAAUAAUUUAUGGAAUUCAUAAAAAUCUAGAUGAAACCAGUUGUCUUUCCUUAGCUUUAAAGGCUGCUGCACUUUCUUUGACUUCAUUAGAUGCAGUUCCUACUUCACUUUCAUUAUUAUGCAAGGAUAUAAAAUGUAGAUAAAUAUUAACAAUUAAAAACUAUAUAUUGAUACAAA